GCUCUACAACACUAACUUUAUCAAUGUCGAGCAGCUUUAAAAAAUGCCUAUCGAUAAUAUCGCACAUGCCAUCAUUUGAAUGUCAUAAGUCACUUAGAAAAACAUUCUUUUGUUUGUUGUAUAGAUUUCCUAUUAUUUAUAACAAUGAAUUUAGUGCAUGAAUCUGAUUUUAUACAAACUGGUAAUGAGUACACUUUGAAUUCUCAAAAUAAUCUUGGAGAAAAUGCCGAUGUCACUAGGCGUAGAAGCUCAAAUAGAUCAAUUAAACGUAGAAAAUUUGAUGAUGAAUUGGUAGAAUACAGUUUGGGUAUGCCAGGAGUGUCUAAUAUAAAGAGUGGAAGAUCGCGUACACAUUCUUCCCAUUCUGAAUUACCGGUUGCUUCUCCUUCAACGCCGCCAGCAUUACCGCAACCCUCGACUUCACAAAAUUUUGUAGACCCCAAAAGAAAACAAGUCUCUAAAAGUUUACUAGGUUCAACUAAAAGGGGUAAAAAAGGUGGAAAACUCGGGGGGCAGUACACGGCUAAGGAUUUAGGUCGAUGGAAACCCGUAGAUGACUUAGCUCUUAUUAUAGGAGUUCAACAAACUAAUGAUUUAAGAACUGUGCAUUUAGGUACAAAAUUUUCUUGUAAGUUUACUGUCCAAGAAUUGCAACAAAGAUGGUACGCUCUGUUAUAUGAUCAAGCCGUUUCAAGAGUAGCAGUUUCUGCAAUGAGAAAUCUUCAUCCAGAUAUGAUAGCUGCUGUACAAGAUAGAGCUCUUUGGAGUCAGCAAGAAGAAAAAAUCCUUAGUACUAUUAAAUCUAAUACAACACCUCCUCCGACAAUAGAAACCUUUGCAGAUCUUCUUUCUCAACAUCCUUCAGUAUUCUAUACAGGCCGAACAUCUGCUUCAUUAUUUCGUCAUUGGCAAAGUCUUAAAAUGUAUAAUCUUCUGCCGGAUCAAUCAAUCGGACCACUUCCAACAUCCGCUCGUCCUAUAAUGACAUUCAAUGAUUGCGAAGAAUUUGUUCAGGAUACAGAUUUAAGUGAACCACCCGACGAAGCUCUAGAUAAAGAAUUACAACUUCAACAGAGAAGGAAUAUUAAAGAAAUUAGGCAAUUGGAAAAUGAGGUUGGAAGAUGGAAUGUAUUAGUUGAUAGUGUUACAGGAGUAUGUCCCGGUAUGAUAGAUAAUCAAACACUGGCUGUUCUGAGAGGCAGAAUGGUUAGAUAUCUGAUGAGGAGUAGAGAAAUAAGUAUCGGUAGAUCUGGAAAAGGUCAUGUCGUUGAUAUUGAUCUCGCUCUCGAAGGACCAGCAUAUAAAAUAUCACGUAGACAGGGUACUUUAAGGUUAAGAAACACUGGCGAAUUUUAUCUUUCUUCUGAAGGAAAAAGACCCAUAUUUGUCGAUGGCAGACCAAUUACAGCCGGUAAUAAAAUCCGUUUAUAUGAUAACGCUGUGGUGGAAAUUGCCUGUUUAAGAUUUAUUUUCUUUAUUAACCAUGAUUUGAUCAGGGCAAUUCAUAAUGAAUCAGUUAGAUACAAUUUACCACCAUAAAAGUCUUAUUUUAUUAUUAAAACAAUGUGUAAUAACAGUUUGAAAAGUAUAUAGUAUUAAAUGUUAAAUUUUAUUAAA
Molecule: messenger RNA, 1617 nt
Organism: Diorhabda carinulata
Lineage: Eukaryota; Metazoa; Arthropoda; Insecta; Coleoptera; Chrysomelidae
Gene: Rcd5
Product: microspherule protein 1
Exons: 6
Coding region: 145-1539 (464 amino acids)
Biological process (GO): positive regulation of transcription by RNA polymerase II
Cellular component (GO): Ino80 complex; MLL1 complex; NSL complex
Molecular function (GO): G-quadruplex RNA binding; protein binding
Source: RefSeq, a predicted model, not a curated record